Haliaeetus leucocephalus (bald eagle) is the source of this 1044-nucleotide messenger RNA. RefSeq names its product mothers against decapentaplegic homolog 6-like. Gene Ontology annotation, biological process: regulation of transcription by RNA polymerase II; BMP signaling pathway; anatomical structure morphogenesis. The transcript has 3 exons. Gene Ontology annotation, cellular component: heteromeric SMAD protein complex. Gene Ontology annotation, molecular function: transcription regulator inhibitor activity; I-SMAD binding. Lineage: Eukaryota; Metazoa; Chordata; Aves; Accipitriformes; Accipitridae. Bases 1 to 1044 code for a protein of 347 amino acids. The record is from RefSeq and is a predicted model, not a curated record.
AUGUUCCGCUCGCGCCGUGCUGGACUGGUGAGGCGGCUGUGGCGGCAGCGCUGUGCAGCAGCCAGCCCCGAGGACAGCCCCGGAGCCCUCAAACCGGCAGCGCACGCCCUCUUCAAGAAGCUUAAGGACGAGGAGCUGGAGCUGCUGGUGCAGGCAGUGGAGAGCCGGGGCGCCUGGGAGUCCGGCUGCGUCUGGGCACCGCGGGGGGAGCUGCGGGGGGCCAAGCAGGCGCUGCCCCCCCAGGUCCUGCUCUGCCGUCUCUACCGCUGGCCUGACCUCCGCCAGCCCCACGAGCUCAAGCAUCUCUGCUACUGCACCAGGGGCCGGGGGAGCUGCGGGGACACAGCUGCACUCUGCUGCAACCCCCACCACUUCAGCCGCCUGGCUGCACCUGAGACCCCUCCACCCCCCUACUCGAAGGCAUCCUGCGGUCCCUCCUGGCCAGACGAGCCCCAGCACCCCGGCACCCAGUUCAUGGAGUUCAGCUACAACGGUGGGGACUGGCGUGACACCAGCCUCUCACAGACCACCGUUAAGGACGGCUACUGGUGCAAACUGGCUUACUGGGAGCACCGGACACGUGUGGGCCGCCUCUACGCCGUGCAUGAGGCGUCGGUGAACAUCUUCUGCGAGCUGCCACGGGGCAGCGGGUUCUGCCUGGGCCAGCUGCCAGCCGCCCACUGCAGCCGUGCCGUCCGGCGGGCACGCGGCAAGAUCGGCCGGGGGCUGCUGCUGAGCCGGGAGCCGGGUGGCGUGUGGGCUUACAACCGCAGUGAGCACCCCAUCUUCGUCAGCUCGCCCACCCUGGGGCCCCCCAGUGCCCGCGGGCUCACCGUCCUCAAGGUGCUGCCUGGCUACUCAGCGAAGGUGUUUGACUACGAGCGGGCGGGGGGUGUGGGGAGCUGGCGGCUCCCCGGGGAGGGCCCCUGCGACCCCCACAGUGUCCGCAUCAGCUUUGCCAAGGGCUGGGGGCCCUGCUACUCCCGGCAGUUCAUCACCUCCUGCCCGUGCUGGCUGGAGGUCCUGCUGAACCGGCCAGGCUGA